UUACGGAAUAAGGCGGAUUAAUUGCCACACAGACCCGGCAGCCGCCCGCCGCCAGUUCCCAUGGCAAUAAGCCGCGGCAUUGGUGGAUGCGCCGCUACUUCCGCUGACGUCGCCAGGGACACGUGGAUCCAAGAUGGCGGCGGCUGCGGUAAGGAGUUUGUGGCUGCUACUAAGCCUCUCCCUCUUUUAUGGAAUUGGCGCAUUUUAUGUGCCAGGAGUAGCACCAAUAAAUUUUCGGCAAGAUGACCCUGUAGACUUAAAGGCUGUGAAGCUGACAAGCUCUCGGACUCAGCUGCCCUAUGAAUACUACUCCCUUCCAUUCUGCCGGCCUCCUCAGGUCACUUACAAGGCAGAAAAUCUGGGUGAGGUGCUGCGAGGGGAUCGGAUUGUUAACACUCCUUUCAAGGUGUUAAUGAACAGUAAUAAGAAAUGUGAGAUUUUGUGCAAGAAUCCUAGUGAUCCAGUGGUGCUUAAAGUGGAGGAGAGCAAAUUGAUUGCAGAACGUAUACAAGAGGAUUAUUAUGUCCAUUUAAUAGCAGAUAACUUACCCGUGGCCACCAGGCUAGAUGUGCAUCUUGUCCAUGAGGAGGAGGAGAAGAAGAAGGAGCGAGAUGUUCAGUUUGAGCAUGGCUAUAGAUUGGGGUUCACAGACAACAAUAAGUUUUAUCUACACAAUCACCUUUCCUUCUACUUGUACUUUCAUCGGGAAGAGGUGGAAGAAAACCAGGAACCCACAUUUAGGGUUGUGAGAUUCGAGGUUGUCCCCCAAAGCAUUAGAAUGGAAGAUCUGAAGGGGACUAAGGAAGGCGGCUGCACUGUCCCAGAGAGCUCCAAUUCGGCACCCCAGGAAAUUAUCCCGACAAAGGAAAAUAAGCUGCUGUUCACGUAUUCUGUGCAUUGGCAGGAGAGUGACAUUAAAUGGGCAUCUCGAUGGGACACCUACCUUACCAUGAGUGAUGUACAGAUCCACUGGUUCUCAAUCAUCAAUUCUGUGGUGGUGGUUUUCUUCCUGUCAGGUAUUCUGAGCAUGAUAAUAAUCAGGACAUUGAGAAAGGAUAUUGCAAACUACAACAAAGAAGAUGAUAUUGAAGAUACAAUGGAGGAAUCUGGUUGGAAGCUGGUCCAUGGGGAUGUGUUCCGACCUCCCCAGUAUCCUAUGAUACUAAGUUCCCUGCUGGGCUCCGGAAUUCAGCUCUUUUGCAUGAUCCUGAUUGUGAUCUUUGUGGCCAUGCUUGGAAUGCUGUCUCCAUCGAGCAGAGGAGCCCUUAUGACCACAGCAUGCUUCCUCUUUAUGUUCAUGGGGGUCUUUGGCGGCUUCUUCGCAGGUCGCUUGUAUCGCACUCUGAAGGGCCAUAGGUGGCGCAAAGGAGCAUUCUGUACAGCAACUCUUUAUCCUGGCGUGGUGUUUGGGAUCUGCUUCGUGUUGAAUUGCUUCAUCUGGGGAAAACAUUCCUCUGGCGCGGUUCCCUUCCCCACUAUGCUGGCAUUACUGUGUAUGUGGUUUGGAAUCUCGCUCCCACUCGUUUACCUUGGUUAUUACUUUGGCUUCCGCAAGCAGCCUUAUGAUAACCCUGUCAGAACCAACCAGAUCCCACGGCAAAUUCCAGAGCAGCGUUGGUAUAUGAAGAGAUUUGUUGGGAUCUUGAUGGCUGGAAUAUUGCCGUUUGGAGCUAUGUUCAUUGAACUUUUCUUCAUCUUCAGUGCUAUUUGGGAGAACCAGUUCUAUUACCUGUUUGGCUUUUUAUUCCUGGUGUUCAUCAUCCUUGUGGUAUCGUGUUCCCAGAUCAGCAUUGUCAUGGUGUAUUUCCAGUUGUGUGCAGAGGAUUACCGCUGGUGGUGGCGGACGUUUCUGGUGUCCGGAGGAUCUGCUUUCUAUGUGCUGGUUUAUGCCAUAUUCUACUUUGUAAACAAGCUGGAUAUUGUAGAGUUCAUCCCAUCUCUCUUGUACUUCGGUUACACCACACUCAUGGUUCUCUCCUUCUGGCUCCUUACUGGGACAAUCGGCUUCUACGCUGCCUACAUGUUUAUAAGGAAGAUCUAUGCAGCAGUGAAAAUAGACUGAUCCUGAGGUUCUACUCGGUAUACCCAGCACAAGGCAGUGCCGGACUCCUCCACCAAGACUCCACCAUCAGGGAACAGUAACCAAUAAAACAAUCAUCCUCAUCCAGAAUGUAAUGUUUGGUACAGUGUCCUUGGACGGGGCGAGGAGUUAUAUCUAACUGCAUUUUAACCUUUGGUAUUCCCAUUUCUCAGUGCGGGUUUUUACUUUUUAGCCAAAAUCAUUCCCGUCUUUAUCAUUGUAUCACUCAUUUCUUUUCUUUUUUUUAAAUUAUUGUGUGUUCAAAAAUCAAAGGGGAUGAUUUAAAAGGUGUUGUAUCUGGGGGGGGUGGAUAAACUUUCAUUUUGGUUGGCUGGGAGCCUGUAAUGGAGGAGCAAACUGGAAUGACAAUACCACAGACUGUCCAAAGGCACCAAACUCACCAUUAAGAACCUAUUUCACAUGCGCGGAGGAGAGGCAUCUACAAUUUUGUAUCUGCAUGUGUCACCACGCCAGGCGUCAUAAGGGUGAUUAUUGGUCUGUCUUUGUGGUAUACUUAAGCACUGCUCUGGAAUGCCAAGAAGUAUUGGCAUUAGUAGCUCCCUGAUGGAGAAAAACUAUUUGCCAAGGACUGUGAAUGGAAACAAAAAAUAAAAUAAAAAAAGGUAUGUUUGUGGGGGAGGCUGGCACCAAAAUGUUUUGCUAUUGAUGACCAUUAACGGUCAAGUCUAUGGCUAAAGAAGGAACUGUUAUGAAUGGUUUCAUAAUGCAAGUACUGGUUUGUGCCACAAAGUCUUUUAAAAAGGGGGAUUUCCAAUCUGUUUUUUUUCUUCCUUUGACUGGUGGGGGCAAACCAACAUAUUCAGCACCACAUAACCUGACUUAAGGUGGACCUGUCCUACACAGCCAAGGCUGCAGUUCUAUGGGCUGCCAGUUCACCAGGAACUAGUGAUAUCACUGAGACAAUGAGGCACAGACUACUUAACUGAUGUCACUAGUCCACAAAUGGUUGCCUCACUGGUAUGUACAGUAUGUGACAGGCCCACCUUAAAUUAUUUUCCAGUUUUUAAAUGACUAUUAAAUUGUUUUGUUUCUUUUUUUUGUUUAACUGUACUCCCAUCUUUGUCCUUUUUGUAAAUAAAUGCCCCUUCAGGUGUUCAA
Pseudophryne corroboree (corroboree frog) is the source of this 3199-nucleotide messenger RNA. It is a transcript of the gene TM9SF4, whose product is annotated as transmembrane 9 superfamily member 4. Bases 134 to 2062 code for a protein of 642 amino acids. Gene Ontology annotation, cellular component: membrane. Gene Ontology annotation, biological process: protein localization to membrane. The transcript is spliced from 18 exons. The record is from RefSeq and is a predicted model, not a curated record. Lineage: Eukaryota; Metazoa; Chordata; Amphibia; Anura; Myobatrachidae.